CUGAUAACUCAAAUAUUUCUUACUCGACGAGUCUCAUAAACAAAUAUCCGGAUGUUGAUAGAGUCAAACGUAAAAUGUUUCCGGAUAACCAAAAAAUUAAAAAGAUAUUUUUAAGGUUCCGACAAGCAGCAGGGAAACCCCGGAUAGGAUUUACGUCAUUGACGAAGUGCAGGAGGAAAUACCUCGGGAAAUACGUAUAGAAGACCAUAACCAGCAAUUCCAUGUUACUGCCGAUGGAAUAAGUAAAAGAGAAAUUGUUAAACCAGUUUUAAAAAUAACUAAAAAAAGAGUCCGGAAACCUGAUAAUUGGAAACGAAAUAAAGCGGCAAAGUUAAGACAACAAGGUAAAGAAUAUAUUUCUCAAAAGACUGGUAAAGUGAUGGAAGCAAAAACAAUUAAAAGAGAUUUUCUGUGUAAAGAAAAAUGUAGAAUAAACUGUACUGAGAAAUUUAGUAUUGCAAGCAGAGAAGAAAUUCUAAGAAAACUUUAUAAGCUAGAUACAAAUUCCAAAAAUAUUUUAAUUUUUAAAAGUAUUAAGAUGCAGGAAGUUAAUCGUCACCGCCCUCGUAAAAAUAUAAAAACGAAAGCUUACAGCUUUAAAUAUUUUAUUACGUGUGAUAAAGAAAAUACACUAGUGUGUAAAGAUGCUUUCUGCUCUUUAUACCGAAUUGGACGAAAAAAAGUCUUUAAAGCUCAAAAUGACUUAAAAUCUGGCCAGGUAAUGCCCUCACCACAUAAGCAAGGGCAUCACAAAAAUCCAAAAAAAAUAUCCGAUGAAGUAAUAAACUGCAUUGAAAAUUAUAUCAAGCAGUUUCCUUCAGAAGAAUCACAUUAUUCCAGGACUAAAAACCCACAUAAAAAAUACCUUUCCCCUUUACUAAAUAUUAACCGACUUCAUCAACUGUAUAUAGAGGAUUGUCAAACAAAAAAGCUCGAAACUAAAUAUUUCGUAAAGGCCUCUUUUUACAGACAUAUAUUUGAAACAAGGUUUAACUUAUCUUUUGGUGUACCAAAAAGUGAUACUUGCAGUUUAUGCGAUGCUGGAGAGAACUCUUUAGAGCACUCGAAUAAUUUUCAACUUGCUUUUGCGCAGCAGAAAGUUGACCGCGAAGCAGUAAAAAUGUCCAAAGAAAAAUGUUACAUAACAAUGGAUCUUCAACAAACGAUGCCUUUGCCAAAGCUAUCAACGUCAAAAUCUUUUUAUUUAAGACAAAUGUGGCUAUACAACUUUGGAGUCCACUGUUUAACCAGUUCUGGUCAUAAGUCCUAUUUUUUUACAUGGACUGAGGAUAUUGCCAAUAGGGGAAGUAAUGAAAUAGCAAGUUGUUUGCUACGAUUUUGUCUGCUUCUUAAAGAAGAAAAUCCCCAAAUUGAUCAUUUAAUAAUUUAG
This is a messenger RNA of Anthonomus grandis grandis, 1390 nucleotides long. RefSeq lists its product as uncharacterized. Lineage: Eukaryota; Metazoa; Arthropoda; Insecta; Coleoptera; Curculionidae. The transcript has 2 exons. The coding region runs from base 380 to 1390 and encodes 336 amino acids. The record is from RefSeq and is a predicted model, not a curated record.